This is a messenger RNA of Salvia splendens (bonfire salvia), 2407 nucleotides long. Its product is annotated as G-type lectin S-receptor-like serine/threonine-protein kinase At1g11330. The coding region runs from base 1 to 2250 and encodes 749 amino acids. The record is from RefSeq and is a predicted model, not a curated record. The transcript has 9 exons. Gene Ontology annotation, cellular component: plasma membrane. Gene Ontology annotation, biological process: protein phosphorylation. Gene Ontology annotation, molecular function: protein serine/threonine kinase activity; ATP binding. NCBI's taxonomy places the organism in Eukaryota, Viridiplantae, Streptophyta, Magnoliopsida, Lamiales, Lamiaceae.
AUGGCGUACUGGAGGAGUGGACGCCUCGUGGACUUUCACGACGACGAUUUGGGGAAUGUCAAGAAUUUUGAGAAUUACUAUAUGAGGCCUGAUCACGACAACUUCAACUAUAACUUAACUAGCGGGGGAGACUACUUCAUGUACACAGUGAUCCAGGGCGGGACGUUGGAGAGCCGAAAGGCGACUUCAGGGUGGUUGCUGGACGAGACAGGGAACGUGUCGACCAUCGAUAAGGGUGUGAGCUGUGGGAGCUGCCCAAGGAUACCUGCUGGAGAUGGAGUGAUUGUGAAUGCGCGGGCUAUGCGAAUUAUAUGGGGCAAGACUAUGGGUGCAGCUAUUGGAUUGGGGGAGAUUUGGAGUGGCUGCAAGAUAAUUCUGGUGCCGAUGACAAGAUAUAUGUUCUUCAACUCCACCAAAAGUCGCUUAAUAUUAAUUAUAUAUAAUCCGAUAUACAAGUACUGGAGGAGCGGACGCCUCGUGGAUUAUCACGACGACGAUUUGGGGAAUGUUAAGAAUUUUGAGAAUUUCUAUAUCAGCCCUGAUCCUGACAACUUCAACUAUAACUUAACAAGCCAAGGAGACUACUUCAUGUAUACAGUGAUCCAAGUUGAAGGGCGGACGGUGGACAGCCGGAAGGUUACUUCAGGGUGGCUGCUGGACGAGGCGGGGAACAUAACGACCAUCGAUGACAGGGGUAUCACCCUGGUUAUGGCCAGCGUUUGCUAUGGUUACAACUCUGGUGAUGAUUUAUACGACAAAGGGUGUGAGUUGUGGGAGCAGCCAAAGUGCUUGAAACGGCGUCAGUUGGUUGAUCUGAGGUCGGGAUACUUUACGCAUGCCAACACGACACCAGUGGAACGAACAUCUGACAGCAAUGCAAGCCUUAGUCUGAGUGACUGCAGGGAUGCCUGCUGGAAAUGGAGUGAUUGUGAAUGCGCGGGCUAUGCGAAUUAUAUAGGACGAGACUCAGGGUGCAGCUAUUGGAUUGGUAGAGAUUUGGAGUGGGUGCAGAAUAGUGCAGGUUCCGAUGAGAAGAUAUAUGUUCUUCAAUCUCCACCAAAAGCAAAAGCGAAAUCGUAUAUAGGAAUAAUCCUGGGUGUAGUAAGUGCAGUUGUACUGCUUAUGUUGGCAGUUGUUGUUUUGAUCAUGCGAAAUCGUAAGGUGAAAAGGGAGGAAGAAUUACAUGAACUCCUGACAAUGGAGGGAUACACAGGAAGUUACGAGCUCGAUAACAAUGGUCACCAACUUAAGCUUUUCACUUACUCAUCCGUCAUCUCUGCCACAGACAACUUCUCCUCCAACAACAAACUGGGAGAGGGUGGUUUUGGCCCUGUUUAUAAGGGUAGAACAGGAGAAGGCCAAGACAUAGCAGUGAAGCUUCUUUCGCGAAAGUCGGGACAAGGCUUGCUUGAGUUCAAAAAUGAGCUCAUACUCAUCUCUGAGCUGCAGCAUGUCAACCUUGUCAAGCUUGUAGGAUUUUGCAUUCACAAAGAUGACAAAAUGAUUAUAUAUGACUACAUGCCUAACAAAAGUUUGGAUUGCUUUCUCUUCGGUCCAUCCGGGAGGGAGCAGUUAGAUUGGGAGAAACGGUUCAACAUCAUCGAGGGGACUGCUCAAGGGCUUCUUUAUCUUCAUAAGCACUCCCGCCUCAAAAUCAUCCAUCGAGACAUGAAACCAAACAACAUACUACUUGAUCAAAACAUGACUCCCAAGAUCUCUGAUUUCGGCCUUGCAAGAAUCUUCAAAGAAGCCGCUAGUGAAGUCAACACAAACAGACGCGUUGGGACUUAUGGUUACAUGGCCCCUGAGUAUGCAAUGCAAGGCAUAUUCUCAGUCAAAUCCGACGUGUAUAGCUAUGGAGUUUUAGUACUAGAGAUUGUGAGCGGUAGGAGAAACGGAAGCUUCCAUGAGAUUGAAGGCCCUUUGAGCAUCGUGGAAUACGCAUGGGAGCUGUGGAGAAAAGAUAGUGCACUCGAACUCAUGGAUCCGAUGUUGAGGGAGGAGUCAUGUGUGUUAGAGCAGCUGCAGAAAUGCAUUCACAUUGGGCUUCUGUGUGUUGAAAAUCAUGCAGUGGAUCGACCAACCAUUGAAGAUGUUUUAUCCAUGCUCAAAAAUGAGACAGCAACCCUGCCAAUGCCCAAAAAUCCAUCAUUCAUCACAAGAAAUAGUGUGUUUCAACAAACUGACAAAGCUACACCGCAGCAGUCAUCAGAAAAUCAAGUCACACUUUCUCAGAUGCAAGGAAGAUAGAACCAAGAAUAAUUGUCCAUUUUUUGGUGUAUUUUGUUCUUCAUCCAAAUAUUACAGUAUUAUUCCUUUUGUAAUGUCCAAAUUAAAUUUCAGUUACCAACAUUCUGUACCAUUCAAUAUGGGGCAUUUUUUUAAAAAUUGAAUUCCUAAUCCCUAA